AUGAGUCGUCCCAAGUCACUCGGCAGAUCAAGGAACUACACGACAAUGGCAUACCACAACGCACCUAUCCCCUUCGCCGAAGACAGGGCGAGGAACAUCGGCUGCGGAAUAGCGCCGAAGAUGGUCUACAGAGUUAACAUACCCUCCGAGAAUGACAUAUCAAGAAUCCCUUCAAUUCAUCCUACGAACGUCGAGACCAUAGCUAGCUACAAUUGGGUUGUGAGUGCCCACGGUGAUCACAAGAGAAUACUUGUUCCAGGUUAGUUUUAACUACCUCUGCUCUUAGAGAGCUUCUCGAGCUUUGGUUUCAGUUCCUGCUCCUUCAUAAAAAAAAAAAAAAAAAAAUAAGAAAAAAAGACAACCCCUUCAGCCAUGAGAUAUAUUUCCGGGAUCCCCCUCCACCCCUCCUGUACUACAAUCAUGCAUAUUUCAGAACACAUCACCUCACAUCAUACUUACGAAAAUAACAGGCUACCCUCCCUGCUGGAAUCCACAAUCCGAGAAAACCCCUAUCGAAAAAGAUGGCGGCUUCCGCUUCAUCGAUCAGAAUAACUACUUCAGUCCUACAGCACCGCACACGCCCACUCUUCGGGCAGUAAGCACCUGCCGACCAGACGUAAACCUCAAUGCGAUCAACUUCAUAACGGACAGAAGCAACCUGGUCAAGCUCUACAAAUUAAUAAGCGGAUACGUGCCGCAAGCAUAUUUCGGCCCAGACUCCUGCAAGCAGGAGCCGGAGCUGCGCAUCGACGUGGAAGUCAUUGGCAGCUCUCUGCUGCUCUCGAGAUGGGAGCCGCGGUCCAGCCAGGUCCUCGACGACAGUCAGUACCAGGGCUUCUCGGACAACUUUGCCAACAUGUUCACGCGGUACCCCGACACCGCGGCCGGGUUGGGCACGGAUGCGCGCUCGCAGGGACACCAUCGGGUGCUAGCGUACGUGCUCGGCGGACACAGGUUCAUGGUGCGGUACCAGGCGGAUGCGUGUGCGGAGACGGUGGAGGAAUUGAAGAAUAUGUGCGGGGGCGAUAAGAGCGCCUCCGGGCUGGAGGGGAGUAUGAGCUGUAUGUCGAUUUCUAGGAACCCCACCUCUCCAUACGGUAAAUGGCUCCACCCACCCGCUUCCUUCCAAUUAAAGAUAAAAAUACACAGGAAUGUUCAAAAGCUAAUGGCCAACGCUACGCAGACAUCCCGGUCCGCAAAACCCCGAACCAAAUCCACCCGCACAGCUCCAUCAUCGGGAUCAAGUGCAUUUCCUCACGGAAGGCUAUUGACUUGGGCAGGAGCCUCCCGCAGGCCUUCUUCUCCCAGACGAGACAGUUGUUUGUGGGACCACACCUCAGCGGGAAAAUCAAGAGGAUACAAAAGUUCGACCUCGCUGCACCCCUCGCCGACUGGGAACGAGAGAACGAAUCGAGCGUGAAGAAGAUGGUUUUCAUGCUGGAGAAGAUCAGAAAGGUGGUAAACGGCAUCAAGGGUAAGCGCGCCGCCGUGAUAUUCGAUUGGGAGAAGCGAGGGGACGGUGUCAGGAUCUACGCUAGGAACGACGUCGAUGUGGGUAUCCCUAGGGAUCUGGUCGAAAGGUGGGGCUACUAG
Molecule: messenger RNA, 1593 nt
Organism: Tuber aestivum (summer truffle)
Lineage: Eukaryota; Fungi; Ascomycota; Pezizomycetes; Pezizales; Tuberaceae
Source: the annotation of a GenBank genome assembly